Molecule: messenger RNA, 486 nt
Organism: Aureococcus anophagefferens
Lineage: Eukaryota; Pelagophyceae; Pelagomonadales; Pelagomonadaceae
Exons: 1
Biological process (GO): protein phosphorylation
Molecular function (GO): protein kinase activity; ATP binding
Source: RefSeq, a predicted model, not a curated record
AGCUCGCUGCUGCCCCACGUGUUGGCGACGCAGGUCGACGGCACGUUCGCGACGCUCGUCAUCGCGGAGAACGUCGUCGGCGACGUGCACUCGCUUUUGGAGUCGGACUUCGACGCGGGCGCUUUGGCCUUUUACGGCGCGUGCCUCGCGGAGGCGCUCGAGUACGUCCACGGGGCGAAGAUUUUGGCGAGGAACGUCACGUCCGAGGCCGUGCUUUUACGGGCCGACGGCUACCCGAUCCUGGGAGACCUGUCGCUCGCGAAGCGGCUGUCGCCCAAGGACGACCGCGCGUACACGAUGUGCGGCGACGUGCUCUACUUCGCGCCGGAGGUCAUCGCCGGCGCGGGCUACGCGUACCCGGCCGACUUCUGGGCGCUGGGCGUGCUCUUGUACGAGAUGUACAGCGGCGUCUUCCCCUUCGGGACGCCGGGCCAAUCGGAGUCCGUCGUCUACGCGGCCGUCUCGAAGAUGGAGUACGCGGUGCCC